This is a messenger RNA of Sporothrix brasiliensis 5110, 636 nucleotides long. Its product is annotated as superoxide dismutase, Fe-Mn family. Gene Ontology annotation, biological process: superoxide metabolic process. Gene Ontology annotation, molecular function: superoxide dismutase activity; metal ion binding. The transcript has 2 exons. Gene Ontology annotation, cellular component: mitochondrion. The record is from RefSeq and is a predicted model, not a curated record. Bases 1 to 636 code for a protein of 211 amino acids. Lineage: Eukaryota; Fungi; Ascomycota; Sordariomycetes; Ophiostomatales; Ophiostomataceae.
AUGUACUCGCUGCCGGCCCUGCCGUACGCCUACAAUGCGCUUGAGCCCAAUAUCUCCGCCCAAAUCAUGGAACUGCACCACAAACGCCACCACCAGGCCUAUGUUGACAACCUUAACAAGGCCCUGCAGUCACUAACCGCAGCCGUCGCGACGGGGGAUGCCGCCAUGCAGGUGUCCCUCCAGGAGGCUAUCCGAUUCAACGGCGGCGGUCAUAUCAACCACUCGCUGUUCUGGCAGAACCUUGCUCCGGCCGGUAGCCCCGAGUCGGAUCCUUCGGGCGCUGCCGCCCCGACUCUGGUCCAGGAUAUCAACCAGACUUGGGGCAGUGUUGAUAACUUCAAGACGGUCUUUUCGGCUGCGCUGCUGGCCAUCAAAGGCAGCGGCUGGGGAUGGCUAGUGCUGGAGCCAGCCACAGGCUUGCACAUCGUGACAACCAAGGACCAGGACUCACCUGUCGGCGGCGAGAUUCCCAUCUUGGGCGUCGACAUGUGGGAGCACGCCUACUACCUGCAGUACCUGAAUGGUAAGGCGGCCUAUGUCGAAAACAUCUGGAAGGUCAUCAACUGGCAGACAGCAGAGAAACGGUAUCUGCGCGGACCGCCGGAUGCGGCCAAGAUGAUUGCUGAAGCUGUUUGA